This is a messenger RNA of Bipolaris maydis ATCC 48331, 708 nucleotides long. RefSeq lists its product as uncharacterized. Lineage: Eukaryota; Fungi; Ascomycota; Dothideomycetes; Pleosporales; Pleosporaceae. The record is from RefSeq and is a predicted model, not a curated record.
AUGCAGCAGCAUCAACCCAACCUAUUCCCGGUCCCCGAUGUUGGACGCGUGCCAUCAGCAAGAUCACGCUUUCCUGCUCGACCCUCAUCCUCACCAUCAGCUCCAAAUUUCAUCAUUGUGGGCCUCUUUGCGCUACGUCUAGCAAAGCGACUACUUGAAGGUCUUGAGUACUACCCAGGCCGUGAUGCAGACAUCAUUUGGCUUGUCAACUUCUUAGCGCCCUUCAGUGAUGACUACCCACUAGCAAAGAUAUCAGGCCGUCAGAAAGACGAUUACCUCCAGAUGUAUCCAGCAUUGGUAUCUCGGAUGAAGAAGCAACCCCGAUAUCCCAUCAGGUUCAUGCAGAUGAAUCCAGACCAGUCCAUGUACCAGUCCCGACAGUGCGGCGUUGCAGAGCAGCCAAAGAAGAUGACGGAUGUCAAGAGACUAGAGACCAUCGACUUUUGCGAUGCUGCCAACGAAUGGGGCUCUAGCGUUCCUAUACCAGCGUGCGAGGCGGAAAGAAUGAUCGAGCUAGCUAACCAACGGCGUAUAGCGGAUCUUGACCGUUCACAAAGGCGUGAAGAGGGGCAACAUACAAGUGCGAGACGUCCACAUUUCGAGUCUACGACCUUUUCACCUGAUGAACGCACACGAUAUAUGAACGACAGAGCGAAGACGAUAACUGCACAACCAGACAUCGAAGCUCAUUUGUCUACAGGCGAUUGA